UGACAAACAAAAGAAUCGCCCAACGAAUCCCGUCCUCUAGCUCUAGUAGUCCGCGCACUGACGAGUGCAUUCAGAAAAAAUCAUGGCUGCUUCCGCCAAAAAAGGGAAGAAAUCCAAAGGAAAGGUCCUGUCAUUGAAUGAGUUCCUCUCUGACGACCAUGGAGGUUCCAGGUCUGGAGAAGCUGUCGUCAUGGCACCCUCCAAAACCAGUUGGGCUGAUGAAAUGGAAGAUGAGGCGAUUUACAAGGAGAAGCUGUUGUUGCCCACAGCACCACGGGCAGCCAGGGGAUCAGACAUUGAUGAAUCUAGGAUACCCAACAAUGCACCUUACACAGCUUAUAUAGCCAAUCUACCUUAUGAUAUUGAAGUAGAGGAUGUAUCCAAGUUCUUCCAUGGGCUUUCGGUGAAAUCUGUCCGUCUGCCAAGAGAAGGUGGUGAUGGUGGCAGACUGAGAGGCUUUGGUUAUGCUGAAUUUGAAACUAGGCAAGAUUUAGUUGACGCCCUUACGAUGAACGAAUUGAUGAUUAAGAACCGCAAAAUCCGAGUGGACAUUGCUAGCGGCGCAGAUGGUGAUCAAGAACAGGGCGCUGGCGGUAUGGGGCGAGGUCGUGGCCGUCCUGCUCGCAAUGACGAGGAAAGGGAAGAUCGUACCCCUUCCGAUUGGCGUAAUGCACCAAGGGAGGGUCCUCCUCCAGGCCAGGAUCGCGGUGGUGGUGGUGGAUUCAGGGGUGGUGACAGAGGAGGAGACAGGAUGGAACGAGAACCUGCUGGCGAACGGUACUCUGCUUCAUUCAAUCCAAGGGAUCGCCCACCCGGCUCAGCUCUUUCGUCCGAGAGAAGUUCUUUUGGUCCUAGGAGAGACGGUCCUUCUAGUUCGUUCGGUGGCGGCCGAGACGGUCCUCCAAGCUCAGGUUUUGGUGGUCGCGAUCGCGAUGGUCCUUCAUCUUUUGGUGGACGUGACCGAGAAGGCUCGUCGUCGUUUGGAGGACGAGAUAGAGAAGGUGGCUCAUCUUUUGGUGGACGUGAUAGAGACGGUCCGUCUUCAUUCAGUCGCGGACGUGACGGCCCUUCUUCGUUUGGUCGAGACAGAGAAGGUGGCUCGUCGUUUGGACGUGACCGAGACGGUCCCUCCUCUUUUGGACGUGAGCGAGAUGGUCCCUCGUCGUUCAACCGUGACGAAAUGCAGCGAAGUGAACGUCCAAGCGCUGCUGGAGAACCGACCAAGGAAAGACCAAAGUUAUCUCUGAAACCCCGAUCUGUCCCAAUCGAAGAGGGUUCCGUUGCCGAUGAACCAGCUGCUGCUGCUGCUGCUCCCAUAAUUGAACGGCCAGCUGCUGCUGCUGCCGCCACAGCUCCAGCGGCUCCGCCCAGCUCUGCAUCCAUUUUCGGUGCAGCCAGGCCGGUGGAUACUGCGGCACGUGAACGCGCCAUUGAAGAACGGCUCAAGGAGAAACAGAUGAAAGAGCGGGAACCGCCUCUCCGUGGACGUGAAACUGAUCGCCAAGAUGAUAGAAAUCAACGCGAUAAUUCCCAUGGCAGUGGUGGCCGUUCCUCUGAACGUCCCAGCGGAGGGCGCGGGCGCUCUAGCGAGGGAGAGAAGACGGACGAUCGACGAGACUAUCGUAAUGACGAUCAAGACAAUCGGCGUCCAGCACGUGAUGGUCCUGGCUACUCUGGAGAUUCACGACAGGCGCCCAAAGAUGGAGACUAUCGGCCGCCUCAAAGGUCGACCGCCAAUCCCAAUGAAUACCGUCCGCCAGUGGGUGGUAGGGGGAGCAGCGGCGGAGGAAAUGAAUAUCGUCCUCCCCGACCCAGUGGUGGAGCUGAUCGUCGUGACGGAGAUCGCCGUGAUGGAGAUCGUCGUGACGGAGAUCGCGAUUACAGAGGACCUGCUCCCGCCAGAGAUGGCGACUAUCGUCCACCUCGAGGCGAUGAGUCCCGAAAAGAGAAUGGAUUAUCUCGUGGCGGAGGUGGUGGCGGAGGAGCUGGAAUUUACCGCGCUCCCUCUCGUGGAACUGGACCCAGCAAUGAAAGGACGCGCAGUCGUGACGAUCACAACGGAGACAGACGUCCAGCGGCGCCUGCUUCUUCUGCAUCCAGCGCGGAUGAAGCGACACGAGUUCGAAGAUUGGAAGAGCCCAAAGCGCCCGUAUUUGAGAAUAGCAACAAGUUUGCCUUCCUACUGGCCGAGGAUGAAGGUGCCGAUGAAUCAGACAGCCGAGAUGAACAGUAAAGGGAGAUGAAGCAAGGAAACCAAUUUGAAUGACUACAACAACAACAACAACGCGACACAACUAGAAAUACCGACGCAAUUUUUAACACUAUUUUUGUAAUUCUUCUUAAAAUCUCCCCCAACAUCCCCCUGCCACCACAUCCCCCCCCCCCACUCCCCCUCUAUUCUCUCAGACAAGACUCUUCUCUCUUCCGUCACUCACAUGCAGGUCGAUUUCUUCAUUAUUUUCUUGGAACACAAUUUUUCGUGUGCGCUUUCCAUUUGGUAGGAAGGAAAUGGGGAAGUAACAAAUUUUUUGAUGAAACAAAAUGGAAUCUUUUUUAUAUUUUCACUGGAUGGAGCAGAAAAGGCUAUUGGCGAGUUACAAAGAGAGAAACAGAAGUAGAUCAUGCAAAUCAAUUUUUUCGUAAGGGGGGAGAGGAGGAAUUUCUAUAUUUUUUUCUUUUCCUUUUUGUGUGUUGUUGACAUUUUGCUCGAAAAAAAAAGAGGAAAAAGGGUCGUGUGAAAACGGUGAGUUGAGUUGUUUGUUUGUAUGUUUUCUAAAAAAUGAAGCGAAUGAAGAAGACACUAAAAAAAGGAGAGAAAAUUUUUUUGUUCAGUGUGAAAAAAAAAGAAAAACAAACAAGAAAAAAAAAGAUACGAACUACUGUUGACGACGUGUUUCGAGAUAAAAUACAAAACACCAGCCAUUCGAAUGA
Daphnia pulicaria is the source of this 2931-nucleotide messenger RNA. Its product is annotated as eukaryotic translation initiation factor 4B-like. The coding region runs from base 83 to 2233 and encodes 716 amino acids. Lineage: Eukaryota; Metazoa; Arthropoda; Branchiopoda; Diplostraca; Daphniidae. The record is from RefSeq and is a predicted model, not a curated record. The transcript is spliced from 11 exons. Gene Ontology annotation, molecular function: RNA binding.